AAUGCUAGAGAACGAUCAAAGCGAAGAUGAACGUAUUGGAAAACUUACAAUAUAUUAUUGUAAACAGUGUAAUUUGAAAUCGGAUAAUAAAAGUACAAUUAAGGAACAUAUAAAAACAUGCUUCAAAAACGAUUUAAUUACCGUCACAAUUGAAGAAACUGAUAUAAACCCAAUAAAACGACGUAAAUUUAAAAAACCACCUGAUUUCAUAGGGAAAAAGGAUCUAGAUUCAAUGCUAAUUUGCUUAGAAUGUCCCCAAUCGAAAUUCUACAAUUCUUACGAAUUGGAAAUUCAUCACAAAUGUCACUCAAACAUUAUAGGAUCUGGUCAAGAUAUUAUUUUAAGUUGUUUUCAUUGCGACUAUGGAUUAGGAGAGAAAGCCGAUUGGAGUCGUUUACGAAUUCAUCUUUAUCAAAUGCAUAAAAUAGAUUUUACAAUUGAAUGCAAGUACUGCCAAAAUAUAUAUCCAGUAGCAACCGAAUAUCAAAAGCAUUUAAAAGAAGUUCACUACAUUUGCUGUUCAAAAUGUAGCUUUAAAACAGAAUAUCAACAAAAUUUUGAAGCUCAUUCAAAGUGCCAUAUAAGAAAUAGCAAACAUUUUAGAUGUUUCAUUUGUGGUUAUUCAUAUAAUAAACUACCUAGUCGAUGGAGUCUUAUGGCUAAGCAUAUAAUUUUGCAUCAUCCGCAAACAGUUAUACCGCCAUAUCAGUGUCCAAAUUGUCAAGAAGGCUGCGCCGAAUUGCCAUUAUACUAUAAGCAUUUAAAACAUUGCCUAAAGAAGAGGGAGAACAGUAGUUAUAAAAUUCCAAAUAGAUCUGGGAAGAUUAAAAGAUUAGCUUACGAAGCGACAAAUAGUAGCUAUACAAUUCCCGAUGUUUCACAGUUAAUUUGUAUUGAAGAGGAUAUUAAUGCAGAAACUGGAAAAAACUGCACAUAUUAUUGCGAUGAACAUGACUUUCUUACUGAUAGUUUAUAUACAAUUUUACAUCAUCAUGGUCUAUUUCACUCUUUACAAAAUGAAGAUAAUCUGUCAACUCGUGAAGAUUUACUUAAACUCUUAGAUGAUAUGAAUACUAAACACGCUAAUGAGCCCAUUAUAUCUGAAUCAGAUACACCAAGGUGCUGUUAUUGUAAGAGGACAUUCUCUUCUAGAGAAGCUUUCAUUUUUCACUGGAGAAAAUCUCAUAGCGCCUUAGACGCUUACAAACGAUUCAAGUGUCAAUAUUGCGAGAAAAUAUUCAGAUCACAAGGUAGUCAACAAACACAUAUAUCACAAUUUCAUCGUCCAAAGAGCAAAUCCAAACUUGAAUGUUCAAAAAAAUCAAAAAUUGUUUAUGUAUGCGAAGAAUGUGGUUAUACAACUCCGGUAAAGAAGCGUUUAUCUAAUCAUCGUUUAUCUGUACACGAAGGAGUCAAACCGUAUAAUUGUUCAAAGUGCACAUUCAAGACCAACGAAGUUUCCGAUUUGAAAAGACAUUUGAAUAAACACGAUGGUUUACAAAAGUUCAAAUGUCAACUUUGUCCGUACGCCUCCUAUCAGAGAUUCUUAUUGGUGAAUCAUUGUUCAAGAACUCAUAAUAUUCAAUUACCCAGAGCUUCAAGAAAUACUUUGGGCAACAAUCGUAAUAUACGUUUUAGUAAUCGUGUAAAGAAUUCUUCAACUUUUGAAGAUAACGUUUAA
Dimorphilus gyrociliatus is the source of this 1681-nucleotide messenger RNA. The record is from the annotation of a GenBank genome assembly. NCBI's taxonomy places the organism in Eukaryota, Metazoa, Annelida, Polychaeta, Dinophilidae.